This is a messenger RNA of Dermacentor silvarum, 580 nucleotides long. RefSeq names its product histone H3.1. Bases 53 to 463 code for a protein of 136 amino acids. NCBI's taxonomy places the organism in Eukaryota, Metazoa, Arthropoda, Arachnida, Ixodida, Ixodidae. The record is from RefSeq and is a predicted model, not a curated record. Gene Ontology annotation, cellular component: nucleosome. The transcript is spliced from 2 exons. Gene Ontology annotation, molecular function: DNA binding; protein heterodimerization activity; structural constituent of chromatin.
CACUGAAUCGCAAUCGGUUAGACGGAACCCAUAAGGUACGCCACAGCACGCCAUGGCACGGACCAAGCAGACCGCCCGCAAGUCUACCGGCGGGAAGGCUCCUCGCAAGCAGCUGGCAACGAAGGCCGCCCGGAAGUCGGCACCUGCCACUGGUGGCGUCAAGAAACCGCACCGCUACAGACCUGGCACAGUGGCUCUGCGUGAAAUUCGGCGAUACCAGAAGUCGACAGAGAUGCUGAUCCGCAAGCUGCCGUUUCAGCGGUUGGUUCGCGAAAUAGCGCAGGACUUCAAGACCGACCUCCGGUUUCAGAGCUCUGCCGUGCAGGCCUUGCAGGAAGCCUGCGAAGCGUACCUUGUGGGCCUCUUCGAAGACUCCAACUUGUGUGCGAUUCACGCUAAGCGCGUCACUAUAAUGCCGAAAGAUAUACAACUUGCACGACGCAUACGCGGCGAACGUGCCUAGCCACUUUCCGGCCCUUCACGGUGCUGAUCUUGUAAAUUUUCAUUCAACGUUCUCAUCGAAUCAUUACCAUGAAUGUUUUCAGCCACAUGUCCUGAAAUAAAGCGCCUUUCAACCGCG